Helianthus annuus (common sunflower) is the source of this 2560-nucleotide messenger RNA. RefSeq names its product serine/threonine receptor-like kinase NFP. Gene Ontology annotation, biological process: protein phosphorylation. The transcript has 2 exons. Bases 618 to 2438 code for a protein of 606 amino acids. The record is from RefSeq and is a predicted model, not a curated record. Gene Ontology annotation, molecular function: ATP binding; protein kinase activity. Lineage: Eukaryota; Viridiplantae; Streptophyta; Magnoliopsida; Asterales; Asteraceae.
CAUCUUUAAAACCAUAUCUAAACUACAGGGACCAAAGUUGUCAAAACCAAACCUUUUAAACCCCAUCUUCUUCUUCGUUUAUAAUAAAACGGCUACAGGGACCAAAGUUGCAGGUUUUCCGGCAACAUUUUCCGGCUAACCACACAGCCAUUUCCAGCACAAUCGUCUCCUUCCGGCACAAUUUCCAGGUGUCUCCAUCUGAUUGGAUGCUGAAAUGGGUGUAUAGCGUUUUAAAUAAAACGCCAAACUCAUUUUUUUUCAAAAAAAAAGGCCCCAAAACGCCUAGCGUAGUGGGGGGCCGGGCGUUUUCCGGCGUUUUCGGGCGGUAUCAUGGGGGAACACGCCCCAGUACGCUUGGUCUAAGUACUUUUAGUUAAUAAAAAAACUUUAACUAAACCUAAUAGAAAUUUAAUAAUUUGAAGUAAUUAGUGGAUUUUAGAAUUUUGAUUUCUUAAUGAAGUUAUUCUGUUUCUUACAUCAGCAACUUUCAUAUAUGAUUAUUUUAUAUAAUUUGUAUGGUAGCAACCAUCUGAUUGACUUGAUUCUCAUGCUGAUAGCACCCCUUCUUAAAACAACACCUUCUCCAAAUCCAAAUCCAAAUUUCAAACCAAAAAACAAUGAGACUCCUCUUAUUUUUCUUCAUAUUGCACCUUCACAACUUCUUCCAAAUUUCAUCACCACAAACUCUACCUAAAAACACCACUGGCUAUACUUGCAAUCUCAACCAAACCGCAUCUUCUUGCCAAACCUAUGCCUUUUUUCAACCCAUGGGUCCGAACCAACUCGACUUAGCCUCAAUAAGCGAUCUCUUCUCCGUGAGCCGUGCAAUGAUCGCCAAACCGAGCAACAUAACAUCUCUAACUUCACCUCUUGUCCCUAACCAACAACUCUUCAUUCCCCUCACUUGCACUUGCAACUCGGUCCAUACCACCACAACCCUCUCUUAUGCUAAACUCAACUACACAAUCAAGAAAGGUGACACUUUCUAUUUUGUAUCUACAAACCUCUUUCACAACCUCACAACAUACCAAUCUGUGGAAACUGUCAAUCCUAACCUUGUCCCUAUAAACCUCACCAUAGGUCAAGAUGUGAUCUUUCCAAUCUUUUGCAAGUGCCCAACAAAAACCCAAGUUCAAAAUCAAGUGAAUUAUCUCAUUUCAUAUGUUUUUCAACCAUUCGACUCCGUAUCUUCCAUUGCUUCAAGGUUUGGUUCAACCACAACUUUGAUUGUUGAAGUAAACGGCGAUGAUAUCCGCACUUGGGACACUGUUUUCGUGCCGGUUUCGCGGCUUCCUGAGCUCACACAGCCUUCUCCCACUAGUGUUUCAUUUGAUCAUAUGAGUGAUAGAAGAGGGGAAGUUAUUGGAUUGGAGAUUGUACUUGGAGUUUGUGGAGUUCUCUUGAUUUUGAUUGGUGGGUUAUGGACAUAUAGAGAAUCUUUAUGGAGGAAGAAGUUAGGAAAGAAUAAAGUUGAUCCAGAAAGCAAGAAGUUUGAAGUGGGAGUUAGUCUUAUGGCUGAUGUUUCAGAUUGUUUGGAUAAAUAUAAAGUUUAUAAGUUUGAAGAGUUGCAUGAAGCAACACAUGGGUUUGAUGAAAGAUGGGUGAUCAAAGGGUCUGUUUUUAAGGGUUAUAUUGAUGGGAAGUGGUAUGCAAUCAAGAAAAUGAAGUGGAAUGCUUGUGAAGAACUCAAGAUCUUGCAAAAGGUAAACCAUGGCAAUUUAGUGAUGCUGGAAGGAUUUUGUAUAGAUACCGAUGAUUCAAAUUGUUAUCUAGUUUACGAGUAUCUUGAAAAUGGAUCUCUUUAUACAAGGCUGCAUGAUAGCAAGAAAGAGAGGUUAAGUUGGAGAAGGAGACUAAGAAUCGCAGUUGAUAUAGCUAAUGGUCUUCAGUACAUUCACGAACACACAAUACCACGAGUCGUGCAUAAAGAUGUCAAGAGUAGCAAUAUUCUCUUGGAUGCACAAAUGAGAGCCAAGAUUGCCAAUUUUGGGCUAGCUAAAUCGGGAUGCAACGCUAUGACUAGACAUAUUGUGGGAACUCAAGGAUAUGUUGCUCCCGAGUACUUAUCUGAUGGAAUUGUAUCUACUAAGAUGGACGUUUUCUCAUUUGGGGUCAUUUUACUUGAGCUCAUUUCUGGGAGGGAAGCCAUCAAUGACCAGGGGAAGGCGUUAUGGGUAGAAGUCUAUGAAAAUUUCAAUGGAAAUGAGGAAAAACUAAAACCUAAGGUAAAAGCUUUCAUCGAUGAUGCUAUUUUGAGGGAAUCAUGCUCCAUCGAUAGUGUUAUGAAUGUCAUGUCAAUUGCGAUCGCUAGUUUACAUAGGGAUCCUUCAAGGAGACCUAGUAUGGUGGAUAUUGUGUAUGCAUUGUGUAAAAGUGAUGACUUGUUCACGGAUCUCUCUGAGGUUGGCCUUUCACAACACCAAGUUCUCGCAAGAUAGGUCUACUUUGGUGAUUUAUAAGCAUUGGAUGCUUGUAAACACAAUACCGUUGUUUUCAGAUCGUCACACCUUUGUAAUCAUGUACGAUAUAUAUUCUAGUGAUAUUUUCGAGCCUUACGUCA